AUGAGACACACACUUACAGCUUGCUUCUUGGCCUAUGCGUUAGGCUCUGCCUACGCGGGUCCUAUCGCAGCAGUACCAGCAGAUCCACACAAUGAUCGCUGGCAGACCUGCUACUGGCACGGUAGUUGUUCAAAACAUCAGCAACCUUACUCUUGCCUCCAACAUCCGGACUUUCCGGGUUGCCCUGCUGAAAUGACAGGUUGCGACGCAGACUGCUGUAGCUACUGGACCGGUUUUCAAAACCCGGUAGGAUACGGACACGGUUGUUCGCCAAGUUGA
Fulvia fulva is the source of this 279-nucleotide messenger RNA. RefSeq lists its product as uncharacterized. The coding region runs from base 1 to 279 and encodes 92 amino acids. NCBI's taxonomy places the organism in Eukaryota, Fungi, Ascomycota, Dothideomycetes, Mycosphaerellales, Mycosphaerellaceae. The transcript has 3 exons. The record is from RefSeq and is a predicted model, not a curated record.